AAAGAGACAAAUGAGUCAAAUAAGCAAUGGCAUGUAACAAAGUUAUUUAAUUCUCCACAAUGGCAAUGAAGACCUUCUGUCCCCAAAUAAGGCACAGGGAGUUUGACGUAGGAAACACUGAAAGGGGGGAAGAUGAGGAAAAAAACACUGACUGUUUUCAGCCGCUCUCCCGCUGUCCAGCUUGUAACAAAGGAUAUGAUGUGGCCCUGAUCUUGCCGUGCUCUCACACCAUGUGUGGUCGCUGCAUAGCAGCUGGAGAGAGAGCAAGCUCAGGUCAGUCUCUCCUCCAUUGUGUCGGCCAAUCUAUCUGCUCUGUGCUGUGCCCCUGCUGUCGACAUCCUGUGGAGCUGCCAUGCUGGACUUGGUCAUCUGCCACUUCCUGUCUGCCAAAACAUCCCAUACUGAGUCCUGCUCAUGUCAGCACCGAGACAGGCACCAAGAUGGGAGCAUCUGAAGACCACAUUCAGCAUGUGCAGUGGGACACAUGCUGCAGGGAUGCAGCAAAAGAAAGAGCACAAAGCUGCUUACAUGGUUUCAAUGCUGGCAGUUCCUCAAUAAGACCAGUGGAUGGUGUUGUAGACCUGCAAGAGGAGGAGAUGCAGCAGUCUGUCUUCGGACUGUGUUUUGCUCUGGAUCCUUCCAGUGUCCCUCCGUCCCUCCAACUUUCCAACACAUCCCUCACUGUCACCUACCAAGGCCCUCCUACCCCACCUCCAGAUAACAAGGACAGGAGGUCAACGAUGACCUCUGACCCCGGGGUCCCGGGGUCCUGUUGGCAGGUCUGCGCUGAUGUUGUCAUUGCACGGGGACAGUAUUACUGGGAGGUGGAUGUCUGUAACAGCUCCACAUACAGGAUUGGUGUGAUCUCAUUGGAUGGUUACGGUGCCUGGUGGCUGGAAAGGCAGGGCUUGUCUUUUUGUGCGGUGUACGAUGGGAGCUGGGAGCCGCUCUACACUGUCCCGCCCCGGAUCAAAAACAUCGGGGUCUUCCUCAACAUUGGAGGGGGAACCCUGAGCUUCCACAACCCUCUGACCCAGGAGCACCUAGCCACACUGCCUACCCGCUUCAGCCCCGCUGGAGUGCUCCCGGCUCUGGGCCUGGGCCAAGGCCAGCUGAGGCUGCGCUGCAGCCUGCCUCCUCCUCCCCAUGUUUUCCUCAGUAAAGAUUCAACCUACAAAGGGCCUUGUGUGGCCAGGGGAGACCAGUGGCGCAGGGGGAUUCCUUUCCAGUCUGUGAGGAAAGUGAUACAGAAGUUUGAGGAGUUGGCUGUGACCGAAUCAGACUCGGGCCUGGUGUCCAGUUUGGGAUCACCCUGCUCCACCUUGGCUUCCCUUUCAGAUUUGGGGACUCCUGGGAUGUUUCCCUCUAGGCAUGCAGGACAGGAAGCUGGAGUUGAAUAA
Xiphias gladius (swordfish) is the source of this 1400-nucleotide messenger RNA. RefSeq lists its product as uncharacterized. The record is from RefSeq and is a predicted model, not a curated record. The transcript has 5 exons. The coding region runs from base 60 to 1400 and encodes 446 amino acids. NCBI's taxonomy places the organism in Eukaryota, Metazoa, Chordata, Actinopteri, Istiophoriformes, Xiphiidae.